AUGGAGUGCACAAAAAGUGGAGAAGAUGAAGAGGGGGCGAAAAAGAACCAACGUGUGGUCUACCUGCAGCAGUGGAUGUGCGCCUUGUCUGAACGAAAAAAACGGAAAGAGCCAAUCAGGUGUAUUUACGGCAUAUACAAUACAACAGGUGGUGCGAAAAGUAGUGGACAGGACGCGGAAAAAUGUGUAAAUAAUUCCCUUCCGUGUCAAUCUAAGGGAAUAAUAUAUGAACGACUGUGUUUAGGAGUUCGUUACCUCGAAAUGGUGGUUCUGCGGGAGUGGAAAACGGAGAAAGGAAAGAAUGAUUUGCAUUUCGCAUGCGGAGAUGGAUGCAUAUACAGCGCUGGUGACUUCAUGGAAGAAGUGAAUGUUUUUCUUUUAAGCAAUAAAAAGGAAAAAGUGUUGCUCUCAUUUUUACUGCGCCCAGGGAUGGGUGACAAUAACGAUGACAAGGGCCACGACGAUGCAGAUCAUCAUGAUAGUGAUAAUGAUGGAGAUAACUAUCCGCAUGACCAACCGGACAACGAUAACGUUACGCAGCUGCUAGACAUCUACAUGUACCUGUACCUCCGCCGGGAGGUUAAGCACUCAGAAAGGGAUGAAAAUUAUCGAGUCCUCUACUUCCUUAACGAUAGAGAAAAAUUUUUGAAUUUAGAAAAGUACCAAUUCGAUAUUGAUCACUUCCAAAUUCGCAACUGGGUUUUCAAUAACAUGUCUUUGUUGCUCCCGUCGGGAAUCGUCCACGGGGGGGGAGAAGUAAGAAGCUCCGACGAAGGAGAAGUAAGAAUCCCCGAUGGAGGAGAAACUUUUCCGCUCGAAGGAAAGGCCAAUUUACACUCCCCUCAACAGCAGUGCACACUGUUCCCAGAGGAAGAAGAAAAAGAGAAGGCGGAGAACACACUCACGCCAUUCGUUAGAACCCCCCAAAGGGAAAGGUCCAGUUUGUUAAGCCUUCCUCAGGAGCAUCACAUGUCUUUGUUUAGAUUGAAUUCCAUGCAGAAUGAUCAAGUGCCAAUUCUGUCUUCCAAAAUUUGCAUAAAGAGGAAAUUUCCAAAUAUUCUUAUAACCAGACAAGAGGGUGAUUAUGAGGUGGCGGACUCAGAAGAGAAGGAUUCGAUCCAUGUCGAUGAGAUUGUCUACCGAAGAACCAACGCGAGGAGGUACUACAUCGAGUGGGAAGGGGACCACCACAAUGGUGGUACACUCCAUGAAGUUCAUACACAUGACGGCAAUUUAAGUUCGAGCGGAAAAUUCAUUGGCUCCAAUAACCUGCCCUUAACUGAGUACAUCAUUGAUGUACCCAGAUAUCAUAAACUACUGAACUCUCCUUUUACAUUUUUAAAUAAAAAGUUGGUAUACCUCUGCGAAGAGGGAGAGUGUCUCAAAGGAAAAUGUGCCCACGGAAUGGACACUAACAAUACUUACUAUGUGAUCAAAACGGUGCAAACGGUGCAGAGGUCCUUGACCCAUCUUCAAAGCCAAUUCAAUGCUGACAUGAGACCCUCCUGGAUAUGUAUCCUCGCACAGGAUUUCCGUGUACAAGAUAUUUUCGAUGUGAUUUGCGUGAAUUUUCGUACCCCCGCUGUGUUCGGGGGGUGA
Molecule: messenger RNA, 1599 nt
Organism: Plasmodium knowlesi strain H
Lineage: Eukaryota; Apicomplexa; Aconoidasida; Haemosporida; Plasmodiidae
Product: conserved Plasmodium protein, unknown function
Exons: 1
Coding region: 1-1599 (532 amino acids)
Biological process (GO): lipid metabolic process
Molecular function (GO): phosphoric diester hydrolase activity
Source: RefSeq, a predicted model, not a curated record